Zerene cesonia (dogface butterfly) is the source of this 2761-nucleotide messenger RNA. RefSeq lists its product as uncharacterized. Bases 301 to 1827 code for a protein of 508 amino acids. The record is from RefSeq and is a predicted model, not a curated record. The transcript is spliced from 7 exons. NCBI's taxonomy places the organism in Eukaryota, Metazoa, Arthropoda, Insecta, Lepidoptera, Pieridae.
UCACAUAAAUAAUUGCGUAGUGUUAAUUGUCAUGAAUGAUAGAGCAAUAGAAGUGCGGCGGGCGUCAGGCAAGCCUCCGCCACACCACGCCGCGCCUCCGCGACGGCGCGCCUGCGCGGCGCUAUCGACCCACGCCGGCCCGAUCAGUCGACCUGACACAUUCUAGGAAGUCACUUCAGAAACGUACCUGCAUAUCAAAUUAGUACAAUAGGAUUAAUAGUGGAAUAAAGUAGUGUCUCGAAAUCAUUAGGGUGGCCUCGAAAGUGGGACUGCGUCGUUAUCUCUGGAAGGAACGCCGAAAUGUUGCCGGUGCUGCUGUGGGUCUGGCUGUCGGCGGCGGCGCAGGGCCGCGAGCUGGACCCCGCGGCGUGCGCGGCGCGCUUCGACGUGCAGCGGGACAAGAUCAUCCGUACGGAGGAGUCGCGCGAGAUGGGCGCGCGCUACCUCUCCGAGCUGGACGUGGGCUCGCGCCGCGAGUGCCUGCGCCUCUGCUGCGAGACUGACGGCUGCGACGUCUUCGUCUUCGAGGAGAAGAGCCCCGGCAGCUGCUACCUGUUCAAGUGCGGACCGCCGGAGGACUUUCGCUGCAAGUUCACGGCGCACGGCAACUUCAGCAGCGGCGUGCUGGCGCUGAGCCGGCGCCUGGCCGAGCUGCAGGACCAGGAGCGCCUCGCGCCGCCCGACCCGCCCGACCUGGGAAGGCUGACAACGACGAGCACGGUGCGGCCGAGCGCGCCGGCACGCCCGCCCGAGGCGCCGCCGCAGCCGCCGCGCCAGCAGCCGCACCAGACGCCGCACCAGACGCCGCACCAGCCGCCGCAACAGCCGCCGCACCAGCUGCCGCAGGAAGCGCUACUCCCAAGUAUGCAUUAUCACGCUACACUUCUAAAUCGUCAUUCUACGUGUGGAUUAAUUAUUACUGGUUUCCCCGGUUUGGAAAACGAUUUGCACAGAGCUACUUAUCUUCAUCUCAUCUCAUACAAUAGCGGUGGCGGUCUGGUGGUGGGCGGCAGCGGCGGGGUGGAGGGGCGCAGCGGGGUGGCGAUCGCAAGGGGCACGGGCGGAGCGGGGCGCGCGGGCGGCGCGGGCGGCGCGAGCGUCGGCGGGCAGCCCAGCUCGGGCGCUUCGUCGCUGCCGUCCGCGCACUGCGCUAUGCCGUCGCACGCGUUGUACACCAUGCAGGAACAGGAUAUGUACGGAAAUACGUUAGGAAAUGGAAAUAUACUAUCAGGAGAGAGAGUACCAAACGGGCUGUCAGGGGUGGCCGCGGGCAAGACGAUGCCGGAGCUUCCGCUGAUGUACUCCGGCCAGCAGCAGGCGCUGCGCGACGCGCCCAAGAAGGGCUUCGAGCUGAGCGAGCGCAUGCCGACCCUCGCCCCGCCGCCGCGAGCGCCUGAACUACCCGUCCGCAGCAACGAGAUCCCAACCCUAGUCGAGAACGCUACUAAGAAAAAAGUUUUGAAGGAAAGCGAUAUACACGAGCAACAAAGCGUGAAAACGUCCCCGGCGGUAACAGGCAAUGUACCUGCAUCGGUAACAGGCAGCGAAUCGCACGCAUUUGCCAGCGACGUUGGAGCCGCAAGCAGCGGGUCGGGUGCGGCGGCAGUCGGCCCCAACGUGGCGGCGCGGGAGCAGUGGGCCGACGAGCACGACGGCUUGAGCGAGCACCCGCCGGCUGCUCUAUUGUUGCUCAUACUUGGCACGCUGAUGACGGCGGCGCUGGGCGCGCUGGCGGGCUGCCGGCUGCGCGCCGCGUCGCGCCGGCGCCGCCACCACCCGCGCUACGCGCUCGACGCAGACUACCUCGUCAACGGCAUGUACCUCUAACCAUUGAUGCAGUGCUAACAUGGCUCAUGUUAUGUCCAGAAAUAUAGUCAAAUGUAACUUCCUAAACGUUUCAUAGCAAGAGAAACAUAUGCGAGGUAUUACAAAUAUUAGAAAGAAGCAAACAAUAUGUCAUCAUGUCGUAGUUAUCUGCUUCGAUUACACGUAUAAAAUUGCGUAUCGAUGACAUUCACGAACGUGGCCUUCCUUUACGAGGUCUUCAAUUAAUCCACGGUACGAAAACAUGACAUUAUUAAUAUUGUCUAUUUCGAGCGAAGUUCGGGAUUAAUUUUUCGUAUACAUUUUCCUGCUAAUAUUGCGAGUCAUGUAAUAAGUCCAUGUAUGUAAUAUGUAAUGCGAUAGAGGCCUAAGCGACACUUUGAACUGACUACCUAGCAUAUAUAUUCAGUUAAUGAAUUCAUAAAUUAAUCAACUGAUUUAUGUCUACUUAAAAUUAAAACUAACAAGCUUUUAACUGAAAAUUGUGACACGAAACAUCAAAUAUAGGUAUAAAUAUUUAUAUGAAUAUAUUAUAACGGAUUGAUGCGAUUUUCUUUGAAGCAUAUUCAAUGUGUUUAAAUGUGGUUGUAAAAUAAACUAAAAAAACGUUAAUUUAAAUAUGUAAUUGUUUAAAUAUGCAGUAAUACAUGAUGAUGAAUACAUAUUCACUUCGCUUCCAUCUUUACUAUUUGUAUAGUAGAUGCAAUCUUAAAAUGUAUAAUAUUAUAAAGAACUGUAAAUAUUUAAUAAUUCUAUUAUUACAUUACGUAAAUUACCUGCGACGCAGACCAGCUGACGCGUACGCCGAGACUAGUGGGAGGAUGUGAACGUUCAAAACAUAGAUUAGGAUUUUACCAUGAUUUUACAAAGUUAAAACAUUAUAACGAUUUGUUUGUACAUUUAUGAAUUAUUAAUAAACAGGAUGUUAUUUUAUUUA